AUGACAGAGGAGGUGAUUGUUGUAGCCAAAUGGGACUACACGGCCCAGCAGGAGCAGGAACUUGACAUCCGCAAAAAUGAGCGCCUCUUCCUUCUGGACGACUCGAAGACGUGGUGGCUGGUGCGCAACGCCGGCAACCACACGGGUUACGUGCCCUCCAACUACGUGGAGCGCAAGAACAGCCUGAAGAAAGGCUCGCUGGUGAAGAACAUCAAAGACACGCUCGGUCUGGGAAAAACCAAGAGGAAGACCAGCGCCCGCGACACCUCCCCGACGCCCAGCUCCGACACAGAGUACCCCUCCAACGGCAGCGGGGGCGGAGGGGGGGGCGGGGGGGAGGGCGCCGACCGGAUCUACGACCUCAACAUCCCCGCCGUGGUCAAGUUCAACUACACGGCGGAGCGGGACGACGAGCUGACCCUGGUGAAGGGCAGCACGGUGACGGUGACGGAGAAGUGCAGCGACGGCUGGUGGAGGGGGGCGCACGCCGGCCAGGUGGGCUGGUUCCCCUCCAACUACCUGCAGGAGGAGCCGGGGGGCCCCGACGACCGCGGGGAGGCCGACCCGUCCCAGGCCUACCACGGGGGCCCCCCCGGAGCCCCGCCGGCCAACGGGCGCCCGGGGGCCGGCGCGCUCCACCUGGUGCAGACGCUCUACCCGCUCAGCUCGGUGACGGAGGAGGAGCUGAACUUUGAGAAGGGCGAGGUGAUGGAGGUGGUGGAGAAGCCCGAGAACGACCCGGAGUGGUGGCGCUGCAAGAACUCGCGCGGCCUGGUGGGCCUGGUGCCCAAAAACUACGUGACGGUGCUGGACGAGCGGCCCGGCCCCCCCCCACCCUCCUCCUCCUCCUCCAACGCCUCCGGCCCCCCGCAGGGCCGCCUGGCGGCGCCGGCGCGCACGGGCAGGUUCCCCGGGAGGGACUGGUACUACGGCAACGUCACCCGGCACCAGGCCGAGUGUGUGCUCAACGAGCGGGGGGAGGAGGGGGACUUCCUCAUACGAGACAGCGAGUCAUCGCCCAGUGACUUCUCGGUGUCCCUGAAGGCGGCUGGGAAGAACAAGCACUUUAAGGUGAAGCUGUCGGAGGGGUCAUACUGCAUCGGUCAGCGCCGCUUCGGCUCCAUGGACGAACUGGUGGAGCACUACAAGAAAGCUCCCAUCUUCACCGGGGAGCACGGGGAGAAGCUGUACCUGGCCAGAGCGCUGCAGUGA
This is a messenger RNA of Menidia menidia (Atlantic silverside), 1212 nucleotides long. Lineage: Eukaryota; Metazoa; Chordata; Actinopteri; Atheriniformes; Atherinopsidae. The record is from the annotation of a GenBank genome assembly.